This is a messenger RNA of Mycena citricolor, 486 nucleotides long. The record is from the annotation of a GenBank genome assembly. NCBI's taxonomy places the organism in Eukaryota, Fungi, Basidiomycota, Agaricomycetes, Agaricales, Mycenaceae.
GACAGACCGUCCAUUCCCGGACAGGGUUGGGUUCCAGUUUCACGUUCCGGGCAGCGGCUCGCACAGACAGGAACAUCUACACAGCAUAGCAUCAGAGCCAAGAACGGCGCGCUACAAGAUAUCGUUAGACUGGGCGCAUUCAAUAUGGAUUUCACCGACAACGAAGGCAUCCCCUGCGUAACCUGUCAGCAAGGGUCAUAAAUUGCACAGAAAACCAGCGCAUACAUAGAGAAAUGAAGCUUGUGUCAAACAGAGCAGCUUGGAUGGCUCGGGGCCCGUCGUCUGGCCCGUGUAGAGACUGGAGCAGAUCAAGUCGCAGGCUCGCGACCUCGCUCAGGGACUCACAGAAGACACGAGAAACUGGAUAGCAGGGAAUAAGAGCGCACUCCCGCGCGUAGAGACGACCACGCACAUGCCAAUGAGAACGAAUCCGACACAGAGAUUGAUCAGCGUCGGAUGCCUGCGAACACGCUUCGAAAGUAGAAC